Molecule: messenger RNA, 1479 nt
Organism: Kluyveromyces lactis
Lineage: Eukaryota; Fungi; Ascomycota; Saccharomycetes; Saccharomycetales; Saccharomycetaceae
Gene: MAS2
Product: mitochondrial-processing protease subunit alpha
Exons: 1
Coding region: 1-1479 (492 amino acids)
Cellular component (GO): mitochondrion
Molecular function (GO): metalloendopeptidase activity; metal ion binding
Source: RefSeq, a predicted model, not a curated record
AUGUUCAGGCUCGGAAGAAACUCCACCGUUGGUAGAUUAGCCAGAGGGAAAUGGUACUCGCAAAUUAGUAAAAAUGCUGAGAAUUCACAGGUCACUACUUUGGAUAACGGUGUGAAAGUUGCUACUUCAAAUGUUCCUGGACACUUUUCAGCUCUGGGUUUAUACGUUAAUGCAGGAUCACGGUUUGAGGAUAAGAAUUUGAAAGGAUGUACCCAUAUUAUGGACCGUUUGGCAUUCAAAUCUACUGAUCAUAUUUCCGGAAGAGACAUGACAGAGACGUUAGAACUCUUGGGGGACAACUAUCAAUGUUCUUCAUCUAGGGAAACGAUGAUGUAUCAAUCGUCAGUUUUCAAUCCUGAUGUGGAAAAGAUGUUCCAUUUGAUGUCGGAGACUGUGAGGUAUCCGAGGAUCACAGAGGAAGAAUUAGAAGAACAGAAGACUACCGCGUUAUAUGAGAUCGAUGGUGUUUGGCAGAAACAUGAUUUGAUCUUACCUGAGCUAUUGCAUCAGACGGCAUACUCUGGUGAGACUCUUGGAUCCCCUUUAUUGUGUCCAAAAGAAUUGAUCCCGUCUAUCUCCAAAUAUUACUUGACCGAUUAUAGAAACAAGUUCUACAACCCAGAGAACAUCGUUGCAGCAUUCGUUAGUGUUCCUCACGAUGACGCCGUUCAAUUGACAGAGAAAUACUUUGGUGAUAUGAAGAGUAAAUACCCGCCCGUUACUAAGAAACCAGCGAAGUAUACAGGCGGUGAGUAUUGCAUUCCUCCGGGUCCUGUCUUCGGAGGAUUACCCGAGUUAUAUCAUAUGCAAUUAGCCUUCGAAGGGCUACCUAUAGAUCAUCCAGAUAUUUAUGCGUUGGCUACUUUACAAACUCUUCUAGGUGGUGGUGGAUCGUUCAGUGCCGGGGGUCCAGGUAAGGGAAUGUACUCUAGGCUGUAUACGCACGUUUUGAACCAAUACUAUUACGUGGAAAAUUGUGUUUCAUUCAACCAUUCCUACAGCGAUUCAGGUCUAUUCGGUGUAUCUAUUUCGUGUAUACCACAAGCUGCUCCAUUCGCUGCCGAAAUUAUUGCACAAACUUUAUCGAAUGUGUUUGCCAACGACAAACUGAAGUUGACGAAGGAAGAAGUGUCAAGAUCAAAGAACCAACUAAAAUCAUCUUUGUUGAUGAAUCUAGAAUCUAAAAUCGUAGAACUUGAAGAUUUGGGAAGACAAGUGUUAUUGCAUGGUCGUAAGAUACCAAUGAAAGAAAUGAUGGAAAAUAUCGAAAAGCUUACCGUCGAUGACAUUAAACGUGUUGCUGAAACGGUUUUCACAGGCAAAGUCAAUAAUCCUGGUAAUGGUAACGGGAAGGUGACGGUUGUAAUGCAAGGUGAAAGAGAAUCCUUUGGUGAUAUUGAAACAGUAUUAAGAUUCUAUGGUCUAGGUAACUACCCAAAACUAGACGUACCAAAGAUGAAGAAACAGGGUUGGUUUUAA